Messenger RNA from Helianthus annuus (common sunflower), 1568 nucleotides. RefSeq names its product AAA-ATPase At3g50940. Lineage: Eukaryota; Viridiplantae; Streptophyta; Magnoliopsida; Asterales; Asteraceae. The coding region runs from base 1 to 1404 and encodes 467 amino acids. Gene Ontology annotation, molecular function: ATP hydrolysis activity; ATP binding. The record is from RefSeq and is a predicted model, not a curated record. The transcript has 2 exons.
AUGGUCAUCCCGGUCCCCUUCAUCUCCAACUGUCACCUCGUCCCCAACGACCAGACUUUCAAAACGGAUCCCCCCUCCACUAAAUCCAAAGUUGGCAUCGUCAAAAGAGUGAUCUCCACCGUCGAAUCUGUCGCCGCAACGGCAAUGGUACUCCGCAGAGUCUCCCGUGACUACUUGCCCGUUGAAAUCCGCCGUGAAUUCCGCCGUGAAUUAGAAAAGUACAUAGCAAGUAAUGUUCUCAACAAGUUCUCCAACCAGUUCACCAUGGUGUUUGACGAAUUCGAUGGGUAUAGCGACAAUGAAAUCUACAACGCCGCCCAACUCUACCUAUCCACCCGUAUAUCCUCCGAAGUUCGUCGUGUAAACGUCACUAAAAACCCAAACAAACAACAGUUUAACGUAGCUAUGGAAAUCAACGAGGAGUAUACAGAUGUUUACAAUGGAGUCCACUUCACUUGGUCUUUGCUUUCCAAGCAGUUGAAAUCUAACGACAGAUACGGCCGAACCGACAUCCGAUCGUUAGAACUCACGUUUCACCAGAAACACAAAGAUUUUGUGUUGAAUUCCUACUUGCCGUAUAUAAUCAACACCUCCGAAACCCAUAAACAAAACAAGAGAACGGUGAAGCUGUUCACACUCGAAGGUUGGUAUUGGGAGUCGGUGAAACUCGACCACCCGGCGACAUUUGAGACGGUGGCAAUGGAUCCCGGUGUGAAGGAGAUGCUGGUGAAGGAUUUGGAUAGGUUUGUGGCGAGGAGAGAGCAUUAUCGCAAAGUCGGUAAAGCGUGGAAGAGAGGCUACUUGUUGAACGGUCCUCCGGGUACUGGGAAGUCUAGCUUGGUUGCAGCCAUCGCGAAUUACUUGAAGUUUGACAUAUACGACUUGGACUUGACUGACAUUUGUUCGAACUCUGAGCUGCGAACGGUUUUGUUGGGGACUGCAAACCGUUCAAUACUUGUGGUGGAGGACAUUGAUUGCUCGGUUAAGUUGCACAAUCGGGGAGCUCAAACAUAUAAUAACAACGGAAAGCUAGCGUUAUCAGGGUUCCUUAAUUCCAUUGACGGGAUAUCGUCAAGUUGUGGCGACGAGAGGAUCAUAAUAUUCACGACAAACAGGAAGGAGGUUCUUGAUCCGGCACUUGUUCGUCCGGGUCGUAUGGAUGUUCACAUCCACAUGUCAUACUGCACUCCGUGCGCCUUGAGAGUGCUGGUCUCAGUCUAUCUUAGUAUUACCGAACAUGAUCUUUUGGAAGACAUUGAUGAGUUGAUCGGCCAUGUGGAUGUUACCCCUGCUGAAGUGGCGGAACAACUUCUCAUAGAUGAAGACCCGGACAUUGCUCUUGGUGGCCUCGUUGAGUUUUGGAUGCAAAGAGGAAGAAGAAUGAGGAGGCCAAACCAAGGUUAGAAGAAAAAGAAGAAUUGGCUGCAAAAGAAAGUGAAAAGGAGCAGCAAAAGAAAUUGAAAAAAGCAGUUGCAAAAAAAAAGUGAGAAGAAGCAACAAGAAAAUGGAAUAGACAAUUAGAAAAGUAGUUAAUUAAUUAAUUAGUUAUGAAGUUUGGUUAUUUACUA